AUGGCUCCUCGUUUUCAAAAAGUUGUACGUACAACACGACGAGAUGAUACAGAAAUUAGUCGAUGUAUCAAAUAUUCAAUGUUUGGAUUUAAUAUUCUUUUUUGGAUUCUUGGUUUUAUGAUUACAGCUAUUGGUAUAUAUGCAUGGAUUGAAAAAGAUACAUUUGAUAAUUUUGGUCGUUUAACAAUGCGUGGAACAUUAUUUUUUGAUCCAGCAUUAGUAUUUGUUCUUGUUGGUGUUUUUAUGUUUUGUAUUGGUUUUGCUGGAUGUGUUGGAUCAUUAAGAGAAAAUACUUGUCUAUUACUUUUUUUCAGUUUUGCUUUGGCAAUUAUUUUUUUUGCUCAACUUGCAUUUGGUACAUUAGUUUUUAUUUAUCGCGAAAAGGUUAAAAACGAAGGUGAAAAACAAUUAAUGAUUAUGAUUGAAAGUUAUCGUGAUGAUCCUGAUCUACAAAAUAUGAUUGAUUGGAUACAACGUGAUUGGUUACAUUGUUGUGGUGUUAAUAAUUAUCGAAAUUGGGAAAGUAAUAUUUAUUUUAAUUGUUCAUCAAAAAUUGUUGGAAGUGUUGAAGCAUGCGGUGUACCGGCUAGUUGUUGUCGAGCAGAAUAUUUUCAUAAUAAUAAACAAUGUGGUUAUGGAACUUUAGAAUCAUCAGCUGGUACACAUAUGAUUUAUACCGAUGGAUGUCUUCCGAAAGCAUCUCAAUGGUUUGAACGACACAUUCUUCCAGUCGCAAUAGUUGUUGUUGUUCUUGCUGUAUUACAAAUACUGGGUAUUUGUUUUGCUCAAAAUCUUCGUAAUGAUAUACUUGCUCAAAAAGCUAAAUGGAUAUGGCAUGCACAUCCAAUGAUGAAUUAUUAUCGACAUCAAUAA
Molecule: messenger RNA, 873 nt
Organism: Rotaria sordida
Lineage: Eukaryota; Metazoa; Rotifera; Eurotatoria; Philodinida; Philodinidae
Source: the annotation of a GenBank genome assembly